This is a messenger RNA of Gongylonema pulchrum, 1359 nucleotides long. NCBI's taxonomy places the organism in Eukaryota, Metazoa, Nematoda, Chromadorea, Rhabditida, Gongylonematidae. The record is from the annotation of a GenBank genome assembly.
AUGGAAGGCGGCGUGUGGCAGGAGGAGGACGAAAGGGAGGUUCCACGUUGUCCCUACCUUUUUACCGCUUUUUUGGAAGGCUCCGAUGCUACAAGGUCUGCCAUCAGUCGCGUGGAUAACUCUGUUUCCGGAAAAAUGCUGCAGGCAGCCUGUCGGCAGUCACUAUCAUCAUCGUCAUCAGUGCCAGAGGCAUCAUCACACUAUCCAAAAGCUGCCGACACGGAUAAUUUCGACCAGCGAUUGCUCGAUUUUGCGGUAAAUUCAAGAAGACAUCGGAAAUCAAAGGGUUUGCAAGCGAAUGAUGUGCAAAAUGAAGAAGACAGUUCGGCAGUGGUCACAUCCGUAGAUUCCGAUGAGCAGCAACAACGCUCCCACCAUAGUAGGCACCGUUUUGUGGAACCUCGCUACCCAAGCCGAAUUACAAUCCGCACCGCGAAGGGCCAUCCAGUAUCGUCAAGACAGAAGAAACGAAAGCAAUCGAGCCUGCCCCAGCAGCAGUCAAAAAACCUCCUAACACCGCUAGCCGCUGGGCGUUUAUCAAUGCGGCGUCACGACUGUGAUGGUGCUGAUUGCUUGAAAAACAACCGGGCAGUAUCGUUGUAUGUCCCGCCAAAAAAUAAUACCCACGGAAAGCGACAGCCACCGUUGCUGCUUCUGAGUAAUAAUCCAGUAAAGGGCAGGGGGAAGAGUAGCUCGGACCACAACAACGGUAGCACCAGGGGCACCAGUAGCAAAAAGCGACAUCGGCCACACGAAGGCGCACCGCGGAAAUCAUCAAGCCUGCACACCGGACUGGAGGUACUGGGACCCGAAAUCCACCAGACCCAGUCUCAGCUCGGGGCAUCCUACUACACUUCGUCUAGGACCAACUCUUAUCAACCACCGAGAUACGGUGGUGCAGAAGGCAAAUCGCUGGAAGAGCAAUCGCUAGCACCGCCACCGUUCGCCGGUGGUGCCGAAUUAACAGAUUUCAUACAACCUGGUGAUUCAGCAACAACAACGCGCAUCUAUGACGUGAGCCAAAUUUCAGUUCCGAAACGCCGUGGUAGUGCAAAAGCUGCCGGAGCACCACUUGCUUAUUAUGGUGCCAACAGACUGCUUCAGCACCGCCACCAGCAGCAGCAUCCGGCAGCACCGCACGAAAAUCGCAGUGCCUACGGUGCGUUACUUCCAGCACCGUUGCUACCGCAGGAAACCGCUUCUGAUUCACAUGCACCUGCAAUUCCACUGUUUCAACAACCUGCACAUUCAAUCUAUUCCACAUAUCCGGCCCAAAGCCCAGGACCAACGCCACCACCGCACUAUCAGCCGCGACCGGGAUCAUCAUCACAGGUUGAUGCUGUAAAAACAGCAACGUGA